AUGAUGGAUAAUAUACCGUGGAGGAAAAUUGUAAGCCGAUCUGCUUAUGGGAAGCCUAUCGGCGCGUAUGAUCUUGCAAUACAGGUGAGCUCUUUUGGCAGUAUGAAUUGGAUACUAUCUAACGUUCGUCUCAGAACGAGUCGUCAUUCGGCAUCGCAGAAUUGAAGCAAUGGGUUCACACUCAAUUAGCAUUGUCUGUCACGCUUGAAGUGACACCAAAGCGUGUUGAUUUCUUAUAACGAAGGUAAAGUGUACGAAACGUUCAUAAAAUAAUGAUAAGACGCCAGGCUCGUCCACCUGGGCAGCCUCAAGGAAGUAAUUUUUAGGUUGACGGCAGUUUCCUGACCCAACACAGCAGGUUCAAACUUGCAUUCAUGACUCCAACUAAUCUACAUCCCCUCAAUCGAGACAAAUUGUUUGUGGGCUCUCGCCUUCUCCCUCCCAGAGAACAAUAAAACGAAAUUGGUUCUAGGAACACCACGGUAAAUAAACUAAACACGAAUUUGACGUCGAGACGCCUGUAAAUCAUCAACCCCAAGCCGCCAUUCAUAUCUAUCCUGCGAUUCUAUUCAUGUGUGACGGGAUAUGUGUCGUGUUGUCAUUUACUAAAUGCCACUUGGAAAUCUCUAUCACUAUCGCGUGGUACUGAGCUUCUUGCGCUAUAGAUAUAUCAACAACUGUCCCGUCUAGACAGGCGUUCUUUGGGUAUUCUUUUGCUAUUCUAUCUCCAUUUCAUUUGGCGUUUCGAGCCUGCGGCUGGCCUAAGGAAUCUCAGCAGAAUGCUUUGAGGUAGCUUCAUUUAUAUCAAAAGAACACACUUUACGUGCUCGGCCUGUUAUAGAUCUCUUUCUCACUUAGUUGGGAGAUGUAGGGCCAGAAGAUAAACGUUAAGAGCCGCCCGCUUAUUUCGUUUCCC
Hymenoscyphus albidus is the source of this 916-nucleotide messenger RNA. The record is from the annotation of a GenBank genome assembly. Lineage: Eukaryota; Fungi; Ascomycota; Leotiomycetes; Helotiales; Helotiaceae.